This is a messenger RNA of Paramecium primaurelia, 580 nucleotides long. NCBI's taxonomy places the organism in Eukaryota, Ciliophora, Oligohymenophorea, Peniculida, Parameciidae. The record is from the annotation of a GenBank genome assembly.
GUUUUAUUUAAUGAAUUAACAGCAAGAAGAAGUAGAAAUAUUUGAUAACCCGACUUCAAAUAGAAAUUCUGAAGAAAUAAGUAAAUCCCUUUUUUCUACUGUUUUUGCCAUCAUUUACAAUUCCAGUUGGGGACUAUUGUUUCUAAUUUUUCGACAUUAUAGUAAUUAGAUUUUGGUUUUAAUCAAGAGAUGAUUCCGAAUGCCAGCUGAUUGAUUCAUGGACACUUUACACAGAGAUUGUAUUAUUUACUAUAGCUGGAUAUAAAUUGUAUGUGGUUUAACAAUAUUAGAUUAAUUGAAUUACCGAUUUAAUAUUAGACUAAUGAAUAAUGGAAAAAUUAAUUGUUUGAUGUUGUAGAUUAUCUAGAACUAUUUUUUAAUGUAGUUAUUCUAAUUGGAUUAACUGUAAAAAAAUUUAUAAAUACUAUAUUAGUAUGCUUAUGUCUAGGACGAAGAAUGUUAUCAUCUCAAAAGAUUUGUUUUAGGAUAUUUGAUCGUUACAUACUUAAUACUAAUGAUAUGGUUGAUAUCCUUCAUAUAUAUUAUUUGCAGUAGAGAACAAUUUACCCAAAACUUAUGA